Molecule: messenger RNA, 694 nt
Organism: Ricinus communis (castor bean)
Lineage: Eukaryota; Viridiplantae; Streptophyta; Magnoliopsida; Malpighiales; Euphorbiaceae
Exons: 1
Coding region: 28-315 (95 amino acids)
Source: RefSeq, a predicted model, not a curated record
CGAUUCAAAUCACAUCACUUCUGUAACAUGCUCAAGGGAGGUGCUGCCAUGUUUUCAAAUUCCGCAUUGUUAGUGGGGUGGUGCCGCCAUCCACGUAGGCGGCUCCGGAGGCGGAGGGGAAGCACCAUACGGCUAGGGAAUAAGCGACGAGGAUUCUGUUUAGGGUCAAGGCCAGUGGUUCAAUGGGGAGUCGUGGUGGCUCCUCUUCGGAUGCUAAAGAAGAUUAUCAUGGAUUUGGCACCUAAUGGUCAAUUUGUAGAGGCUUAUUACCGCUCUUUACCAUUUUUACGUCCUCAGAUAUUUCCUCUUUGUUGAUUGCUAACGUUAUCACUAUCUUUUGGUUUUUUUCAUUUCAGAAAAUUCUUAACUAUUAUGGUAUUAUUAUACUUAGCUGUUGGAUGAGUUACACGUCACUAAUAUUAAUUUUAUAUUUUAUAAUUUUUAUAAUUAUUUUAUAUAUGUAAUUCAUCCAAUAGUAAGGUGUAUUAUAUCUAUGAUAGCUAAGAAAUACUUUUUGAUUGUUUUUUAAAUUGUAAAAAUAUAUAAGGGUAAUAUCAACCCUUAUAAAUUGGAAAAGCAAACUGCUGCUUCCUACUUGUAGCAUAAAUCAGUAAAAUUCAAAAAACUGCAAUUCAUUAUCAUAGGUGUACAAGUGUGUCAAUUUUGGACCAUAAGGAAUUAAAAUCCUUUGUCA